UGGACAGGCACCAUUUCCUCCUGGCGAGCUGGAUCCCUUUUUUGUUUUUAUCCUGAGUUUGAUGCGGUUUACGUGUUAGAUGUGAUUACAGAGGUCAGUGUGAAGAUCUGCUGGUGUUGUACUGCAUCAUAGAAAUGGCCUAUGAACUACAGAGGCAAGACUCACAUCGGGUGUAUGACUAUAUUGAAGGGGAUGGUUACCCCGGUGAUCAGCAAUCCCUAAGGUUGCGACGGGGCCAGUCUCGGAUGUCCAAUCAGAAUUACCAUCAGUACAACUGGAGCUCGACCCCUGCAGAGCAGGAUGAAGAGAGCAGCAGUGGACCCCCCCGUGACCUCAGGAGCAUCCCUAUGCCCAUGGCCCUGAAAAGAGCUACGCGGCAGGUGCAGCAAAUGCAGGUACCUGUGGUCUCCAGAGGGGAGUCCUGGAAACGAAAGAAGACCAAACCUCUGCUAAAACUCAAACAUGGCAUCAGGGAAUUUCUCUACUUUUUCUCUCUGUGGAGAAGCUCUUUGCAAAAGAUUGGAGGGAACUUUGGAGGUGGUGUCCAGUCAUACUUCCUGUUCCUGCGAUUCUUGGUGGUGCUAAAUUUUGUUUCCUUCUUAUUGAUUGCUGGAUUCGUCCUCAUCCCCAGCAUUGUCUUCAGACAUGUUGGGAGCAGUCUUGUUAACAACACUGGUCCAGAAGAAUGCAUGGUUUAUGACCCUAAUCCUCAAGGCUUGGUGGUCUUCUAUUCUUACUUCCUUGACUUACUUUCAGGAACGGGUUUCAUGGAGUAUUCAUACCUCUUCUAUGGCUUCUACAACAACACGAUAGUGGUGGACAGUAACUUCUCCUACAACAUCCCUCUGGCCUACAUCUUAACUGCGGUCUUCUACUUUGCCUUUUGUCUCAUUUGCAUCAUAGAACGCAUGGGGACUGCAGCUCGAGUUGCUGUGGCAACGGGAGGCAGCGCUGUGGGCAACUACAGCCUGAUAGUGUUCAUCGGCUGGGACUAUGGUUGCCUGGGAGACCGAGCCACCAAACUGAAGCAGAAGAACAUCCACUAUAGGCUACAGGUGGAUCUGGAGGAAGAGAGAAUAAAGAAACAGGCAGCCACUCUGACAUCGGCUCAAAAAAUUGUUUUACACUCACUUCGUGUUUUUAUGGUUCUUGUUUCUUCGGGGCUCAUCGUAGCAGCCUUUUACGGCAUCUUCGAGGCCACAACCUACAGCCAGAAACAGAGCGAAGCGCAGGGGAUCUUGGGUUUGAUUUUUCAGUACCUACCUUCCAUUGUCAUCACCGCUGGAAACUUUGUGGUGCCUCUGUUGUGUGACCAGAUCGCCUUAAUAGAGCGUUACAGCCCCAGCACUACUGUCGUAGUUGCACUAUUAAGGGCCGUGUUUCUGCGCCUGGUGAGUUUGGGUGUUCUCCUUUACACCCUGUGGAGUCAGAUCACCUGUGAAGGGGGGUCAGAUCAUACGAAUAACAAAUGUACAUUGUGCCAAUACGACCAUAUGACCUACCAGUGCUGGGAAACACGAAUGGGACAGGAGAUGUACAAGCUGACACUGUUUGACUUCCUCAUCAACAUCGCUAUGCUCGUACUGGUUGAGUUUCCACGCAGGAUGGUGGUGGACAACUGGUCCAAUAAGCUGGCUCAGUGGGUGGGUCGACAGGAGUUUGUAGUUUCUUCCAACGUGCUCGGCCUGGUUUAUGGUCAGACUGUGGUGUGGACGGGGGCUCUUUUUUGCCCCCUGCUUCCGGUCAUCAACACCAUAAAGUUUUUCAUCAUCUUCUACUGCAAGAAGAUCACACUCUUCAAUAAUUGUCGGCCAGCCUUGAAGACGUUUCGUUCCACCACCUCCACCUUCUUUUUCCUGGUGGUGCUCACGUUUGGCUGGGGCCUGGGCAUAGUCGUCAUGAUUUACAGUUUAGCUCAGAUCCGUCCUUCAAUGAGUUGCGGGCCUUUCCGUUUCUUACCCAUAAUGUGGGAAAUUGUUCCAACCUCUUUCUACAAUCUGACCAAAACAACACAGGAGUUUCUAUUCUUCAUUGGCUCACAGGCAUUCUCAAUCCCUCUCUUUGUAUUAUCCUGUGUGCUGAUGUGUUAUUUUGUAGCUUUAGCAUCAGUCUAUGGAAAAAGUGUUGCUCUGCUAAGAGCUCAGCUUAAACUGGAGGGCCGCGACAAGCAGUUCUUGGUCAAACAGAUUGAGCAGUUCACUCGGAAACAGAUACCGAACCAGCAUGACUGAACAUAAAAUAUGGACUAUGCGACACAAUAAAGCUGAUUUUUAAUGUCAGCUUCAUAUACACUUCAUAUACUGUUUAUUAUAACACUACCUAAAUUAUGUAAUCAAAACAAAACAUAUAUAAAAACAAUGUAGGCCUACUGUGAAUAAUAUUGAUAUUCUCAUACAAUAUAUAUAUAUUGUGCCUGAUAUGUUUUUUUCAACACAAAAAAAGUUCAAUUACCUGAUUAAAACUAUUCAAGAAUCUCCA
Scomber scombrus (Atlantic mackerel) is the source of this 2478-nucleotide messenger RNA. RefSeq names its product transmembrane channel-like 4 (gene tmc4). Gene Ontology annotation, cellular component: plasma membrane. NCBI's taxonomy places the organism in Eukaryota, Metazoa, Chordata, Actinopteri, Scombriformes, Scombridae. The transcript has 16 exons. Gene Ontology annotation, molecular function: mechanosensitive monoatomic ion channel activity. The record is from RefSeq and is a predicted model, not a curated record. The coding region runs from base 135 to 2231 and encodes 698 amino acids.